This is a messenger RNA of Trichosurus vulpecula (common brushtail), 1137 nucleotides long. RefSeq names its product sclerostin domain containing 1 (gene SOSTDC1). Lineage: Eukaryota; Metazoa; Chordata; Mammalia; Diprotodontia; Phalangeridae. Gene Ontology annotation, biological process: negative regulation of BMP signaling pathway; negative regulation of Wnt signaling pathway. The coding region runs from base 1 to 666 and encodes 221 amino acids. The record is from RefSeq and is a predicted model, not a curated record. The transcript is spliced from 2 exons. Gene Ontology annotation, molecular function: BMP binding.
AUGCAGGUCCCCACAGUCCCCGGGGCGCUGGUGCUCCUGGCGUGCGUCCUUGUCCGAGGCGGCUGUGGGUUCAAGAACGACGCCACCGAGCUCCUGUACUCGCACGUGGUGAAGGCGGCUGCGGGGUCAUCUGGGGGAGCCCAGGCUAUCGGCCUCGGCGGCGGCGGGAACAGCAGUGCCCUGAACCAGGCUCGCCACGGCGGCCGCCUCCCGGGCAGCAGUGCGACCUCAGGGCUGGACGCGCGGAGCAGUCGAGUUCAAGUUGGCUGCAGAGAGCUGCGUUCUACCAAAUACAUUUCUGAUGGCCAGUGUACCAGCAUCAAUCCCCUCAAGGAGCUGGUGUGUGCUGGGGAGUGUCUGCCACUGCCCGUACUCCCCAACUGGAUUGGAGGAAGCUUUGGCACCAAGUAUUGGAGCCGAAGAAGCUCCCAGGAAUGGCGGUGUGUCAAUGACAAGACACGAACCCAGCGGAUCCAGCUCCAGUGCCAGGACGGAAGCACUCGGACCUACAAGAUCACCGUGGUCACUGCCUGCAAGUGUAAGAGGUACACUCGACAACACAAUGAGUCCAGCCACAACUACGAGAGUAUGUCACCUGCAAAACCUGUACCGCACCACAAAGAGAGGAAACGGGCCAGCAAAGCUAGCAAGCAUAGCCUGAGCUAGGGAGUCAGGCAGCUCUCGCCCGGGACUGAUCUGUGAGCCUGUAUUCUACAGGUCAAACUGCAUCAAGACUGAAGACUUCCAUCGCUGUGUGCUCCCUUCCGAAUCUCUGCUUGUUGCUUCGGUCGAGCCAAGAAGGUCGAUGAUACAUAAAGAUCUUCUUGGGGACAAUUGUUUUUCCUUUUCUGAUUUUUCAGGAUGGGUGUUCAUGCAAGCACCAUUUUUCCUCUAAACCCAUCACCAAAUUGAAAUGUACAGGAUUUUUGAAAGACUAGCUUUGCCCUUCUGUGACCCCCUCCUGCCCCUGAUCUAACCCAAAAGGGGAAGAAUUGGUACCAUGAAUUUUCACUUGUGUUUUAUUUUUAGAAAGGUGCUUCACUGUGGAUUUUCAUGGGAACGUUUCACGAGUCAAGAAAUAGUGCCCCUGUUAAGUAUUUUAAUGAAUGUUGGGUAUUUCUGCUCCACAGGAGACCU